AUGUUUAGAUCACCCUCACGCAAAAUAAUCAAAAUAAAAGAUGUAUCAACCUAUUAUUUUCAUACUUAUAUUCGUUAUGGGUGUAGGACAAAUAACAACCUAUUAAACUUAUCGUAUACCAAUAACUGCACAAAAUGUUAUUACAGCACUGCUACUCCAAAAAAGAACACUACAGAAUUGCAUGCGCAUGACACUUCAGACUUGUACGAACUAAGAUAUAAUAUUCAACAUUUGAUUAAAGACUUUGCUUCCAGACCCGCAACAUCACCUCUACACAAAACAUGGUAUGCUUAUUUAAUGCAAUUUCAAAACAAGCUUUGUGCUACAAACAAUGAAAGCACUUCCAAAAUAUUAACACAAGCUGAUUUGUAUAGCUUAGCUUUACAAACAAUCAAUUUACUACUAGUAUAUACUUGUCGAAGAUUGGUUAAAAUAAGUAAAUUGCCAUAUAUGACAGUUAUUAAUCCUAAAGUUGAAGAGACAAACAAACUAUAUUUAACCACAUUACAAGAUUUUUUGAAUGUGGUCAGUCAAUUAUUGCCUUCUAGUUUCACUCCCACCGUUGCUGCCACAAGUUCUUUUGGUCAUACUAAUGCGAACAUAUAUGACAAUGCAUUGUGUAAAGUUUUGAAUAAAUUUAUUGAUGAGCACUAUACCAAUGAUAAUUUAGUUAUUUUAAGUGUGGGUUUGCAGCAGGCUGUGGAACAUAAAUGGUUAACUAGUGAAAAAAUGACUGAGUUUUUAAAUGAGCACCUGAGAGAUAGGAUUAUAAUGAAAAUGUUAGCUACCCAUUGCUUGGAGCUAUUUAAACAACAGUACAGUUCCCCUGGUACUCGUAAAAAUAAUGGAAUGGUUGGAAUAAUCCAUCCACAUUUACAAAUUAGUAAAUUAAUUAGACAAGUCCAUGAAUAUGUUUGUGAUUUAUGUUUUGUAAAGUAUGAUCAAACAGUUCCAUUACUUAUUAAGUGCGGUGAAAAUGUAAAAUUUCCAUGUAUCCCAACAGAUUUGGAAUAUAUUAUGCAAGAGGUUUUAAAAAAUAGCUGCAGAGCGCAAAUUGAAAAUGGGAAUCCAACCACUCCAAUUGAAAUAUCUAUAAUUGCGAAUGGUGAUGACUGCAGUGAUGGUAGUUCCUCUUCCUUGCAGAUAAUUGUUAGGGAUCACGGAGGUGGUAUUCCUCCUUUGGUGGAAGCAAAAAUUAUGGCUUAUUCCUUCACUACUGCGAUGCGCAAUGGCAUCACCAAUGAUACCAGUAACCCUCGUGCUAAUUUUAAUGUUCAAAAUAGAAGUUCCAGUUCAUACAACAAUAAAAAAAAUCUAAGUAAUGCUAAUACAAAUAACGACAUAAAUCCAAAAUCUGACAAUAUGAUGCCUGGUGAACAAAUUAAUAAUAUCAGCGGCAUGGGUUUUGGAUUACCACUUUGUAAAGCAUAUCUAGAACUAUACGAUGGCGAAUUAGGUCUCGAGAGUUUAUAUGGUUGGGGCACAGAUGUCUAUAUUAAAUUGGAAUCACCAUAG
Messenger RNA from Saccharomycodes ludwigii, 1515 nucleotides. RefSeq names its product protein kinase PKP1 (gene PKP1). The transcript has a single exon. Gene Ontology annotation, biological process: regulation of glucose metabolic process; protein phosphorylation. The record is from RefSeq and is a predicted model, not a curated record. Gene Ontology annotation, cellular component: mitochondrion. NCBI's taxonomy places the organism in Eukaryota, Fungi, Ascomycota, Saccharomycetes, Saccharomycodales, Saccharomycodaceae. The coding region runs from base 1 to 1515 and encodes 504 amino acids. Gene Ontology annotation, molecular function: pyruvate dehydrogenase (acetyl-transferring) kinase activity.